AUGCAACCAAUAGUUGGGGCUUAUGCAGACAAAUCGACGUCAAGAUACGGCAGGCGAAGACCUUAUAUGGUCUAUGGAGCGGUUGUCACGGGUGGCGGAUUGCUGUUGCUGGGCUGGACAUCUGAAGUCGUGGGCUUUUUCUUGCCUGAAGGCGAUGUGAAGAAGAGCCUGACCAUCCUGGCUGCCGUCUUGUGCAUUUAUGCGUUGGACUUUUCAAUCAAUGCAGUCCAGGCGUGCUGUCGCAGCUUGAUCGUCGAUACACUACCCAUCUCGCAGCAGCAAGCUGGAUCUGCGUGGGCAUCGAGGCUUGUUGCCGCAGGCCAUCUUGCCAGCUACUUCAUCGGCACUUUUGAUCUGGUCACAAUGCUGCCACCUUGGAUAGGAGGUGAUACCCAAUUCAAGAAAAUGACGGUCAUUGCAACGUUAGCUUUGUGGUCCACAGUGGGCAUAACCUGCUGGGCUGUUACAGAGAGAGUGAGGUUGCCCAGUGAGGACGAUAACACCUCUGUGAAAGAGGUGCUUUUCAGUCUCUGGCGGAAGACAAUUAACCUCCCUCCACGCAUACGAGCGAUAUGUUGGGUGCAGUUCUGGAACUGGGUUGGAUGGUUUCCCUUCCUGUUCUACUCGAGCACAUUCGUGGGGGAGAUUUACUAUCGUUACGAACAUCCCGCUCCCGAACCGGGUGUGAAGGAUGAGCAUGAUGCUCUGGGAAAUAUAGGGCGACUGGGAAGCCUUGCAUUGGUGUUUUUCUCGUUAACCACCUUUUGUGCUUCGGUCAUUUUCCCGUCCCUCAUCAAAGCACCGGAGGCGCCCGAGGCGAAAUUCACUCCUCGACCUCCUGCUUCGAUACCGAAACCCUUCAAGGUGAUCUUAGGCAAGGCCUACAACAUCCAGCCUAAUCUCAUCUCGGCAUGGAGCUUAUCGAAUCUUCUCUUUGCGCUCAUUACAAUAUUUGCCCCUUGGGUCCGCACGCUAUCUUCUGCAACCACUCUGGUAGCUGCUUGUGGCGUACCCUGGGCCAUAUCGUGCUGGGCACCAUUUGGGCUGCUGGGUAUCGAGAUCAACAAGAUGUCUUCCGGAUCACACGCCAAUAUUAACGGAUCAACUGUUCCGGGAUGCGCGGCGGCCCGUGGCAGCUUUGAUGAGGAUUACGGUGUCGAAAUAGAGGAAGUACGACAACACCGAAGGGCCUUUUCUGAGGGUGUGCUGCGACUCAGUCAUCCCGAUGAAGGCGACGCUCAUUCUUCAACGGGAGAGCUUGCGGGCGUCUACCUAGGCGUGUUGAAUGUCUAUACAACCCUACCGCAGUUCGUCGGGACUUUCGUUAGUUGGAUUGUCUUCUCGAUUCUCGAGCCGAGCCAGUACACUGAUAUCGCGGACGAAGAUCCCGAUCAUCAUCGGUGGCUCAAUCUGAAGAAGAACGCGCCGAAUGCAAUCGCCGUGUGUAUGUUUAUCGGGGCGUUGUGCUCCUUGAUCUCAGCAGAAGCUGCUAGACGGCUGAAGCACUUGGGUUGA
Molecule: messenger RNA, 1515 nt
Organism: Fonsecaea erecta
Lineage: Eukaryota; Fungi; Ascomycota; Eurotiomycetes; Chaetothyriales; Herpotrichiellaceae
Exons: 2
Coding region: 1-1515 (504 amino acids)
Cellular component (GO): membrane
Molecular function (GO): sucrose:proton symporter activity
Source: RefSeq, a predicted model, not a curated record